UGAAGUUUCACUGCCGCAAGUUUGCAAGUUCAGUGGAAGUUUCAGUGCAGUUUGUUGAGUUUCGGUGAAGUUUCGUUUUGGGUAGAGGUUUGGUGGAAGUGUGAGUGCCACCGAGUGGCGCGAGGAGGAUGAGUAAUCUUCGAAGUGAUGCGCCCCAGCCAGUGAUGGCUGGGCAAACGGAAGGUGGGGUUGCACGUGUUCCCGGCGAGGAGAAAGGGAUUGGGACCAGAUUGAGGGACCAGGCUGCGUCCAUGGCAGAGAGGUUCGACCCGGUGAACAUGAUCAAGGAGCAUGGGUGCAGUUGGGCUCACUACUGUCAUGACAUACGGCGAGUGAUCGAAACCCACCAUUUCAUUGCGAAACUGAACGAAGAUUUCAUGCAAUGUCUGGUGUAUGACUCGGAUAAGAAAGAUGCAAAGCUGAUUGGCAUCGAGUACGUCGUGUCAGAAAAGUUGUUCUCGAAUCUUCCUGAUGAAGAGAAGAAACUGUGGCAUUCUCAUUAUUACGAG
This is a messenger RNA of Chara braunii, 509 nucleotides long. The record is from the annotation of a GenBank genome assembly. NCBI's taxonomy places the organism in Eukaryota, Viridiplantae, Streptophyta, Charophyceae, Charales, Characeae.